CACGGAGGCGGCGGCGGUGAUGGUGAUGGUGGGGGGGUGGCUGGGGGAGACCACUGUGGCAGGGGAGAGGGAGAGGAGAGGCAGGGAGGGAGGGAGGCUGGUGAAGCCGCGGAUAUUCAUGAAGACGCCAAGUGUUUUUUCUCUCGCCGUGGUGACACACUGCUAGUCUGCAGAGAGACGGAGGGAGCUGGGAGGAGAGAAGGAGAAGGAGACGAGUGAAAGCAACACAAGGCCCAGCCCAUCUUGCCAUUGAUCUUGAGGCGAUCAAGGGGAAUCUACGCCGAAGAGGACCCACUGAGACACAUUCAAGGAUGGAUCCCGGCAUAUCAAACCUGGAAUUUUGACAUCUGGAGUUCUCGGAUGAGCCAAUCAUUUUUCAACACUUCUCCCUAUGCAGGAUUUGGAUCCGACUGACCGAUCAGACGGCGGAAAACUGAUCUGAGACAAGACUUCCAGAAGCUGAAUCUGGAUUAUUGAUUGUUGCAUUCAUGUGGGAUCAGGUUUACAACUGGGAAAUGUCAUGCGAACAAUACUCCAAGUUGGAUAAACAUUUUAGAAAACUUGGGAAGAGGUUUUCUUCGGCAGUGACAUCAUGAACUCCGACCCGGAUAUCCUAUUGGCUUGUCUGGCCAAAGCGAGACAACAUGCCGGCGGACUUAUUUUUUCCCAGAAACUCGUAGCUUACACUAAAAUGGAGUGAUUCAAUUAGAUUCUUCUUUUCUUCCACCUUGUUGAAAAACAACAACAGAUCAAGACAAAGGACGUCCACCUCAGACUGAACCUGGAGCCUCUGAGGGGCGCUUAAAUGCACCUUUAGCAUUUAACAGCAGGUCGGACGCCCGGUUUCAGCCAUCUGAACACGGAGGUGUGGACAGAGGCGGUUGGCUGGCUUAGUCAGCUCCGAUGGGGGCCGGUUGUGACCCGGUCUGACCCCGGUUUGACCUUGCAGUGACCUUUGACCUCUCCGGUCCUGGCUCUCCACCUGCUCUGCUGCCUGGGUUCCGGAACGCUCCGCCCUGGGGCCCAGAACGAGCCAAUCAGGAUGAAGAAGAGCCGCAGCGUGCUGUCUGUGACUGGAGAAGAGGGUAAGGACACAGAUAUAACAGGUGCUGUGGAGAAGGCGGAGUCAUCUCGCUACAGCCGAUCUUAUACGUCCGGGGCCACACUGGGGGCUGAGCUACGCAGAGGGAGGAGCAGACGACUCUCGUCUAGUCUCCAGGUACCCUGCUGGCUCCGCCCUCGAGACCGCACUCGUUCACCAGAGGUCCUGAGCAAUGUGUCGCGUCCGACAACUCUUCCCCUCCGCAUCCCGCCACGCAUCUCCAUCACACAAGCAGACGCUGACGGUUACGAAGCAGAAAAUGGCGUAUCACCAGGUCACACCCCGCUGGGUUCGCAGAGUCCAGGCCUCACCCUUCACACCCCCUUUCCCCAGGGUCAGAGAAGAGAGUCCUUCCUCUACCGCUCUGACUCGGACUACGACAUGUCGCCCAAGACGGUCUCACGUAACUCCUCCCUCGCCAGCGAAGGGCACACAGGAGAGGACUUCAUUGUCACGCCUUUUGCUCAAGUAUUGGCCAGUCUGCGAUCAGUACGGAGCAACUUCACCAUUCUUGCCAACGUCUCCACACCGCAAGUAAAGAGGUCUCCUCUGGGUGGAGUGUGCGUCAGUCCCAGGGCGUCACUAUCAGACCUGGAGUACCAGCAGCUCGCCCUGGACACACUGGAGGAGCUGGACUGGUGUUUGGACCAGCUGGAGACCAUUCAGACACACCGCUCUGUCAGCGAAAUGGCCUCCAACAAGUUUAAGAGGAUGCUGAACAGAGAGCUGUCCCACCUGUCAGAGAUGAGUCGCUCUGGUAACCAGGUGUCUGAAUACAUCUCCAGCACCUUCAUGGACAAGCAGAACGAACCGGAAAUCCCGUCUCCUACCCUGAAAGACAAACCUAUGAGUCACAUCCCCGGAGUGAGGAAACUCUCUCACAGCUCCAGCCUCUCCAGCUCUUCAAUGCCUCGCUUCGGUGUCAACACGGACCACGAGGAUGAGCUCGCCAAGGAGUUGGACGAUCUGGACAAGUGGUGUUUUAACAUAUUCAGAGUAGCAGAAUUCUCCAACAACAGACCUCUCAGCUGCGUCAUGUAUACCAUCUUCCAGGAACGAGAGCUGUUGAAGACGUUUCGUAUCCCAGUCGACACCUUUGUCACGUAUGUGAUGACUCUGGAAGACCAUUAUCAUGGAAAUGUAGCAUACCACAACAGCCUCCAUGCAGCAGAUGUCACCCAGUCCACACAUGUCCUCCUGUCCACACCUGCUCUUGAUGCCGUCUUCACUGACCUGGAGGUCCUCGCCGCUCUGUUCGCUGCAGCGAUCCACGAUGUAGACCACCCCGGAGUUUCUAAUCAGUUCCUCAUCAACACCAACUCGGAGCUGGCCCUCAUGUAUAACGAUGAGUCAGUUUUGGAGAACCACCACCUCGCUGUGGGCUUCAAGCUUCUGCACCAGGAAAACUGUGACAUCUUCCAGAACCUCACCAAGCGCCAGCGCCAGAGCCUUCGCAAGCUCGUCAUCGAUAUGGUGUUGGCCACAGACAUGUCCAAACACAUGACCCUACUGGCUGACCUGAAGACCAUGGUGGAGACCAAGAAGGUGACAAGCUCUGGUGUGCUGCUCCUAGACCACUACACAGAACGGCUUCAGGUGCUAAGGAACAUGGUGCACUGUGCAGACCUGAGCAACCCCACCAAGACGUUACCGUUAUACAGGCAGUGGACGGAGAGAAUCAUGGAGGAGUUCUUUCGACAGGGUGACAAAGAGCGAGAGAGAGGGAUGGAGAUCAGCGCCAUGUGUGACAAACACACCGCCUCCGUGGAGAAGAGUCAGGUUGGUUUCAUUGACUACAUCGUCCACCCGCUGUGGGAGACGUGGGCUGACCUGGUGCACCCAGACGCCCAGGAGCUGCUGGACACGCUGGAGGAGAAUAGGGAGUGGUAUCUGAACACCAUGCCCCAGUCUCCUUCACCUCCUCCGGACAGACACCUACAGCAUGACCGCUUCCAGUUCGAACUCACCCUGGAGGACCUGGAGCACAACAACCACAACCACAUACACCUGAGGAACAACGGCGGCGAAGACGGAACGCAGGACGAUGUAGAAACUGAGAAAGAAGACGAGCAGAAUCACAACAGCGAACACAACGGAGUCCGGGAGGAAGAGGAGGAGGAGGAGACUGGAGAAGAAGAAGAGAAAGAGGUGAAGGAGACCGCAGAGGAGGAGGAGGAGGAGGAGGAGACUGGAGAAGAAGAAGAGGAAGAGGUGAAGGAGACUGCAGAGGAGGAGGAGGAACAUGGAGAAGAUGAAGUAGAAGAAGACGGAGGGCAGACGGAUGCAGCGGAGGAUGAGGAGACUAAAGAAGAAGAGAGAGAUAAUGAGCUACAUCAGGAAGAGGAGGAAGGAGAAGGCAAGGAAACUUUGGAAAAGGAAGAAACAGAAGAGGAGUUAAAGGGAGAAAAAGAAGGUGAGGGGGAAGAGGAAAUAGAAAAUGAGGAGGAAAAAGAGGAGGAUGAGAUGGAGGAGGAGGAGGAGGAAGAAGAGGAGGCAGCAGAGAUGGAGGAAAGUGUAGAACAAGAGGAGGGCGAGAAAGUGGAGGAAGAGGAAGAGGUAGAAAUGGAAGACAAAGUUGAGGAAGAGGUCGGCGAAACAGAAGAUGUCGAAGAGGAGAAAGGAGAGUUGGAAGAAGCAGAAGAAGAGGAGGAGGAGGAGGAGCCAGUUGAGGAUGAAGAAGAAGAAGAGGAAAGUUAGUUGGGUGUAAAAACAUAAAUGAACAGGGACAGUGAAGAAAGGUUAACGAGAGAUGAAGAAGUACGUAAAUGGAGCCUGAAGGGCUUUGACAGUUAGCAGUAAGAGCUGAAGACGCACUUCUCUCCAGAUAACGUGCUCCGACUACUUCAUGUGACGCUCUCAGCUCCAGUCUCAACUGCAGACGUCUUAAACAAACUUCACAGCUCACAGACGGACAGCACAGCACCGGAGCAUACGCCUUCCCGAACAGCCAGAUUGUUGCAGCGUCUUGAUCAACUGGUAGUGAUAGAAAGACUUGACGUCUUCAUCACCGAGUAUCUGUACAUCCAUCACUGCCGUAGGGAAUAAAAUGGGGGAUAAUAAAAGGGGGGAACCUGUUUUAUCGACCUUUUGUAGCUCCUAAAAAAAACUGAAAUGCGUACAUGCAAAUAAGUGCGAUCUCAUGGACUACUACCCGUCAUCUCUCUGUCACUGUCUCGUUUAUGAGGAAGAUACCAACUACCACACACACACCGACCAACAACUGUUAAAAGAAUGUCAACUUCCUCGGUUUGUCAGAAAAAGAGAAAAAAACAAAGUCUGCAAAGUGUCUGUCGUCUUAUAUUUACUACAAAAACUUUCCACUUGUGAACAAGAUGCUGAGAAUAACUUUGGGCUCUGGUCUAGGAACAGUUUAACCUCACAUACUAACCUUAAAGCAACAGUGCUGGUUUUCUCAAUAAUAUCUGGACCGUUCUGUCAAGGCGGAAACAUAUGCAGUCCAGUUCAAAAAGCUGACCUGUUGUACGUGUCGAUGUCGGUUCAUGUUUAAAAGAAAAAACACCCAGUAUUCAUCCCAUCACGACAGUUUCUCCACUACCAGACUGUGAGUUUGAUUCCCGGGUGAAUCGUGCCAAACUGACCCACGACCAGCAUUGAGCAAUUCAGCCUUCCUCCAAACAAGGUGGCUACUCGUCCGUGAAGCAAUGAACUGUGGGACCAGGGUACACGGGUGUGACGGUCUUCCACAAAUCCCUUUUUUCUUUGUUUUGUUUUUGUAAAAAUGGUAUUUGGCACUUUAUCUAACACCCCUGUUACAUAUAUGUACAUAAUAAACAUGUAUUUUAAUCUGCUGAUGUCAUAUAAUAAAUAUGAUCAAUGAA
Messenger RNA from Sebastes umbrosus (honeycomb rockfish), 4941 nucleotides. RefSeq names its product cAMP-specific 3',5'-cyclic phosphodiesterase 4C-like. Gene Ontology annotation, cellular component: nucleus; cytosol; perinuclear region of cytoplasm. Gene Ontology annotation, molecular function: 3',5'-cyclic-AMP phosphodiesterase activity. NCBI's taxonomy places the organism in Eukaryota, Metazoa, Chordata, Actinopteri, Perciformes, Sebastidae. The transcript has 17 exons. The record is from RefSeq and is a predicted model, not a curated record. Bases 1043 to 3799 code for a protein of 918 amino acids. Gene Ontology annotation, biological process: signal transduction.